Molecule: messenger RNA, 1582 nt
Organism: Gymnodraco acuticeps
Lineage: Eukaryota; Metazoa; Chordata; Actinopteri; Perciformes; Bathydraconidae
Product: G2/M phase-specific E3 ubiquitin-protein ligase-like
Exons: 8
Coding region: 253-1398 (381 amino acids)
Cellular component (GO): nucleus
Molecular function (GO): ubiquitin-protein transferase activity
Source: RefSeq, a predicted model, not a curated record
AAAGAACGCUGCAAAUUAAAAAAACGCUGCAAAUAAAAAGAAACAGAAACGCCGUGCAAAUAAAAACGCCGCGAUGCAAAUAAAAAAGCCACAACGGAAGUGAAUUACCGGGGACUAUUAUUGCUGAUGCACAUGCGGUUUUUUAUGCGAGAGAAGAAGAAGUCUGGGGGAUCUCCAGGAAACAUCUCUUGGCAGAGGCUACAGGAAAAAGCACACUGGAGUUAUUUCGGACUUUCCGGAGUGUAAAAGAGAAUGAGAGACAAGCAGGUUUUAAGAAAAAAAAAAACACCAUCAAAAGACAACCUGAAGGUUGUGAAGAUUUCAGUAGGCCUUAUGAGGCUGAAAGAUGGUGUACUGAAGACUGUAAGAGGAACAGUACUUCCCCUUUUGAUGCGACCAGAGUCGGAUGCGGACGAAUUGCAGAGAGCUGCUGAGCAAAAAAUGAAGACCUUCGACAGAAAUUUACAUGGCGGUCCCUACGUACUGCUCUACCCUGACGGUACAAAGAUAACUACUAUACCAGGAACAGAAGUACCCUUCACUCUAAACGAGUACAAAGAAGUAGUGGGGAAGGCCUACCAACGUAUCACACUGUACAUUUGUACAGCUGAAGAUUUCUUUACAUCUUCUCAGGAAACCAGCUCUGAAUCCAACUCAUCGGAUUCAGAGGUGAUCAUCAUGAGUCCAACUUCUGCAGAAUUCAAUGCAGAUUAUACAUUAGUAUGGGAACUUGCAGAUGGAGAGUCAGGCACUGAUUCAGCAGCUCCGAUUCAGAAUUCACCCUCAGUGGAGAUCCUUCAGGACUUGAUGAUACGGAACAGUGCCAUGUUGCAGACUGCUGGGUGCUUCAGACAUGUCAGGUCAUGUGAAGAAAAAAAAAUGAUUGUAGAGGAUUACCUGAAGUGGUACAUAAUCCACAGGAACAACACUGCAAUCGAAAGAUUCAAGGCUGGACUUGAAAGUUUGCAGUUUCUGACAGCUCUGCAGCAGCAUCCGACGGUUCUGACCCCUGCUCUCUGUCAUGCCGAUGUGAAGCUGUCUGCUGCAGAGAUGGAAAAUCUGUUCCAGCCUGAAUUUAGUCAACAGGGAAGCAACAGAAGGGCUCAGGAAGAGAAAGCUAUGAGUUACUGGGCAGACUAUCUUCUCGAUUGUGAAGAAAAUGACAGCUCAGUGACCUUGGAGGAGGUGUUAAUGUUCGCUACAGGUGUGCCAUGUGUGCCUCCUGCUGGUAUGAGUCCUCUGCCACGCCUUCAAUUCCUAUGUUCUACAACGUCAACAUUCCCAAUGGCAAAUACCUGUGCCAACAUUUUAAAGCUUCCUCUUUUGGACACUUAUGGUGCCUUCAAAGCCAACAUGAACUUUGGCAUUAAUAAUUCCCCCGGCUUUGGGUGCCUUUAAACAAUUAAAUAACUUGUGGUAAAAGUUAAUGUUGCCACACACAGUCCGUUGUUUUAAUGUUGCGGUCUGUCCGACCAAAAUGUUGUGACGUAAGAGAGAUGAGUAUUUUUCAUGGCAGAUUUGUCCUAUUUCAUAUCUAACAUGUGAACAACACCACACAUUUGUAUUGUAUUGUUAUUGUAUU